Molecule: messenger RNA, 1319 nt
Organism: Octodon degus (degu)
Lineage: Eukaryota; Metazoa; Chordata; Mammalia; Rodentia; Octodontidae
Product: apolipoprotein L6-like
Exons: 5
Coding region: 201-1283 (360 amino acids)
Biological process (GO): lipid transport; lipoprotein metabolic process
Cellular component (GO): extracellular region; membrane
Molecular function (GO): lipid binding
Source: RefSeq, a predicted model, not a curated record
UGUCUUCGGCAGUCAGCCUAACCAAUCCUCAGAGCCCAUUUCAGCGCCUAUUGCCAGGGCCCCUUAGCCUUUCCCCUGGACAGGGGCCCAGACCACCCAGCUGCUCCAGCCACAGUCCUGAGCAGCCUUCACAGUCCCUGGCCGGACACCACAGCCUCCCAGAGCCUUCUUCCCAAGCAGGACUCUUGGCCAGUCUGAACAUGCAGAGCAGCAGAGAUGGCCCUCUGAACAAUGCUGCAGCAGAGCCAGCUCUGGUCUGCCAAGAUGAUCUGAGCUCCUGUCCAUCCCGUUCACAGCCAGCAAACCACGUGGUUCCUGGAGAUGUGGAUUUGAAACUGGAGAGACAGCCAGAUAUCCAUGCUGGGGAGGAAGACGACACACCUCUGGAUAUAGGUUUGGAGCUGCAAGAUGAUGGAGAGCUGUCUGCUGAAGAAAUACAAUUUCUGGAAGAGUUUCCCAGAUGGGAAAAGGAGCAAGAAAAGGUCAUUGCGAAGCUCCAUGCCCUUGCAGAUGAUGCUGACUCAACCCACCAAAAAUUCACCAAGACCAGCGUGGUGGCCGGCUCCACCAGUGUCAUCUCUGGAGUCGUGAGUGUGUUUGGGUUAGCCCUGGCUCCAUUAACAGCGGGCGGAAGCCUGAUCCUUAUGACUGCUGGCCAAGGUGUGGGCUUAGCAGCUUCAGUCAUUAAUAUUGUGACAGAUUUGAUGGAAAACUCUCACACUAACAACAUCCGCACUCAAUCCAACCAACUAGUGCCCCCUCAUGAUGGAACAUUCCAAAAGGACACUGGAGGACAGAUGGCAUCUUAUGUCAGGGCUUCUGGAGAGAUUGUGUACAAGUGUGGGACCUCUUUUGAGGUUAUCAGAAAACAUAUACAUGCCUUGAGACUGGCUAAAGCCUACCCACACCUGGUCCCUGCAGCCAGACAUCUUAAAACCGCUGGCCAAGUGGUGGGUCCAGUUGGCAGACAUGUGCACAAGGCCUUUAAGGACACAGCCCUGGUCAUGUCACAAAAGGCUCUACUGAAGAGUGGUGCAUGCACUAUCUUUUCUCUUGGCUAUGAUACGUACAAUCUCCAAGAGAAGCUGAUGGAACUGAAGGACAAAAAAGUCACAGAGCUUGCAGAAGAGCUAAGGAGCCAUGUUUUGGAGCUGAAAGAGGAGAUUUUCCAAAUGAAGGAGAAGUACAAGGCACUGCAGCAGAAGAAAUCCUUGAGAGAAGGAAGGCUCAAGAAGUCACCCCUGAAGGGAGCCAAGGGAACUCAAACUCAGCUUGGGACAUAAAAUAGAAAACAUCACAUCUGAAAGGGCAAGAUAUAC